Messenger RNA from Bipolaris maydis ATCC 48331, 402 nucleotides. Lineage: Eukaryota; Fungi; Ascomycota; Dothideomycetes; Pleosporales; Pleosporaceae. The record is from RefSeq and is a predicted model, not a curated record.
AAAUGCUCCAAUAAUGUACAAAAGAACAGUACAAUUACAAAAUAGCUGAACAUUACAACAGCAGAAAGACAGUGUCAUCAUGAUUGCUUGAUGACAAGAUACGCAUCCGGGACAAAUCUUUGUUCGCACUGCUUCUCGCAAUUUCGAAGACUUGUUUUCAAACCAAAUACAAGAAAAGUAAUUCGCUAGAGUAUGCAUGAAUGAAACAUGCGGGGACCGAGAUGUCACAGCUGCAAGCUUUAGGCUGAAGCAUAUUUAUGCUUUAUCCAAACCUCAAGGAUCCGGUGCAAGCUACGAGCAUAUGAUGCCUCUAUACUUGCUGCGUAUGUCGAGAAGACAACGCGUGUCUGGUAGCUGUGUUAGCCGCGCUAUCAGUUUGCACUACUGAGCGACAACUAGCUU